GGGGAAGGUCUCGCGGACCCGCCGCUCCCGGGCGGGCUUGGAACCCCGAGGCCCCCAUGGCGGAGCCGCCGGCCUCGGGCGGGCGCGGGCGCGGGCGCGGGGCCGGGGCGGCGCCCAACCUGGUGUCGCGGCUUUCGCGGUGGGCGGACGACCACCUGCGCCUGGUCCAGAACAUCAGCACUGGCAUGGCCAUAGUUGGAAUAAUAUUAUUUCUAAGGAGCGUUCGACUAACAUCCAGGUUCACCAGCCCCUCGGCCAUCCCAGCCGAGUUCAUCCGGAAGCGGGUGAAGCUCCGGGGCCGCCUGCGGCGGGUGACCGAGCUGGGCCUGGAGAUCGAGCACGUCCCCAUCGCCGUCCCUCUCCUGUCCUCCUGGAGACAGGAGCCCUGUGGCGUGCUGCUGGUCAAGCUGGCUGGGGUCCAGCUCACCGACUCGGGAAAGGCCUGGCUGCAGAGCGAGCUACAGCCCUCCCAGCACCUCUGGUUCCAGCUCCUGGGCAAAGAGGACUCAGCCCUCUUCUGCUACCUUCUAGUCGACAGGGGUGGAUUCUUUAGUGUGAAUCUGAAUGAAGAAAUUUUGAGAAGAGGACUGGGCAAAGCUGUUCCUGUUAAGGGGCUGGACUAUGAUUCUAAAACCUACUGGAAAAUUCACAGAAAGUUACUGAAAGCUGAACUGACAGCCUUGAAAAAAGGAGAAGGCAUCUGGAAGGAAGAAUAUGAAAAGGAAACUUAUUUGGCAAAAUUCAGAGAGUCCUGGAAAGAAAUAUGGAAAAAAGACGAUUAUUUAAAGCCCGCUGGAUCUGAUUCCAACUUGAAAACCCGAAGUUACUAUGACAAAUUUAGAAGCACUUACGAUACAUGGAAAGAUAGUGUGAGCAAUUUCUCCUUAGUACUGAAAUUCAGGGAACUAAAAAGUCGCCUGCACUUCCGCAGAAAAGGUUGAGGACUCCUGAGACGAGCGCAGCGUGUAAACAUGUGGACACUUUCAUUGAGUCACAAAUGGAAAUUUCACCAAGCGAUCAGAAUAACCUACAGUGAGUGCGAAGUACUUUUAUGAAAAGGGAGACACUGUACCCCGGGUGAGGGACGCACGUGUGUGUUGUGAACAUUUUACUCCACAUCUCCAGUGGUGAGAUUCAAACCUAGGGCCUCGUGAACCCGAAGCAGGUGGUCUCUUGUGGGGCUACAUCCGCAGCUCUCCAGUUCUUAUAUCGAGGAAGGAAAGCUCAAGAGUUGGCUGUUGGGUUACGCUGGUUACUUUUUAUUUUAAGCAAAUACUAACUUUCAUUUCCAGUUUAAUCCGACUCGUAAUUCACAAUAAAGGACCUGCAUCCCUCA
Messenger RNA from Perognathus longimembris pacificus (Pacific pocket mouse), 1336 nucleotides. It is a transcript of the gene Miso1, whose product is annotated as chromosome 5 C3orf33 homolog. Lineage: Eukaryota; Metazoa; Chordata; Mammalia; Rodentia; Heteromyidae. The record is from RefSeq and is a predicted model, not a curated record. The transcript has 5 exons. Bases 57 to 941 code for a protein of 294 amino acids.